Messenger RNA from Mastomys coucha (southern multimammate mouse), 2210 nucleotides. It is a transcript of the gene Ascl4, whose product is annotated as achaete-scute family bHLH transcription factor 4. Gene Ontology annotation, molecular function: RNA polymerase II transcription regulatory region sequence-specific DNA binding; protein dimerization activity; DNA-binding transcription factor activity, RNA polymerase II-specific. The coding region runs from base 1069 to 1503 and encodes 144 amino acids. Lineage: Eukaryota; Metazoa; Chordata; Mammalia; Rodentia; Muridae. Gene Ontology annotation, biological process: developmental process; regulation of transcription by RNA polymerase II. The transcript has a single exon. The record is from RefSeq and is a predicted model, not a curated record.
CCUUGGGAUUGGGGCUCUCCUCUUUUCAACUGUUUUCCAGUCCUCAAGGGAGAAAAUAAACUUAACGAUGAAUACAAUGGGAAAAUACUUUGUUCUACGGGAAGAUAUCGUUAUAUCCUGAGUGGGAUUAGAAGAGGUUGGGAGGCAGGACUAAAGGUGUAUUUACAGUAAGCACUCCGAGAAAUAACUGGCUAAAAGUGUUCGGGCUUUUGAUGUGUUUUUACAGAGCAGCAAAAGCAUAAAGGGCCCCCGCGUUAAACAUAUGUUAGAACACAAUGUUCGGAUCCUUAAAUUUGAUGCUAAAGUACAUAUAUUUUGUUCCUGUUUCCUUUGAAAAGUGUCUUAUUUGGUUUUUAAAAGAUUUUAUUUUGCAAAAGAAAACCUCAGGCUUCCCCGGAGGUCCAAGGAGGACUUGACACAUCGUCUAACCACAAGAGAGCAGUCUUCCCUUUGAUGAGCGCUUCUUCUCCACCUCCCCAGAAAUGAAAGAGCAGGGGUAUGUUUGCAAACACUCUGAACGCUCUUUCCUUCAGCCCUGAACGCCGGAAACCACAAGGGCAGUCAAGUCUGGAUUUUCAAGGAGAACGCCGGAGUAAACUUUCGCUCUGCUGGCCAGCCGAUCGGCCAGUGCCUUGGGAGGGUCUCUGCUCAAUUCCUGAACAAGUUCGGGCUCCCCGACAGCCACACUUGCUGACCCAGGAGUGAAUUACAGAAAUUGGGCAGCUUUGAAAGAUCAAUCUGCUUAAAGUUCGAUCGUCUAUUCAGGCUGGGGACCCUCUGUUAACUCUUGAACUAAGAUCAGAGGGGGCACAUGGAUACAAGCGUGGAUGAGGCGCUUCCUCGAUCUUUGCUCCUUCUUCUCUGAAGCUUUAUCAAGACCCGAGGAGACACACCAGCUUCGGAAAUCAUGCAACGUUCCCUCCAAGUGUGCUCAGGUACCUAGCUUCUGGACCUAGAAACUUCUCCAAAGACAAACCGGGAAGUCUGGAUGGACCAGCAUCUCGGCUACGACAGCUUCCAGUCUGGUCUUCAAGGUGAGAGUGUCAUCCGCGUGCUUUUCCGCAGAAAAUGGAAAAACGCAAAUCGGCCGGGCUGCUUGCCCUGCCGUCUCCGCUACGUACGGCGUCCCUGGGCGCGCUGCCUCGGAGGGAGCCCUGCAAAGUCUCUGUGCGCCAGGAAGCCGUGGACUGCGCUCGGAGAGUGCCAUGCCCGUCCCUGCCGCUGGGGGGCGUCGCCGAGCCCGCCUUUCUGCGCCAACGCAACGAGCGCGAGCGGCAGCGCGUGCGCUGUGUGAACGAGGGCUACGCGCGCCUCCGCCAGCACCUGCCGCGCGAGCUGGCUGGCCGGCGGCUCAGCAAGGUGGAGACGCUGCGCGCCGCCAUCAGCUACAUCAAGCAACUGCAGGAGCUGCUGGAGCGCCACCUGCCAGACUGCAACAGCGAUGGCGAAUCCAAAGCGUCCUCCGGGGCCUCGCCCUGUAGCGAGCCUGAGGAGCGUGGCUAGCAGCCCUCUCGCCCCCAGGCUUUCAUGGUUGCUUCUCGGGGCCUAAAUCUUUAAAACAAAAGCCAGAAAACAACUAAGUGCUUCUGGAUCUGAGAAAGAAAGGUAAUAUAAUGUUUAGAGGGUUUGGGGUCCCCCCCCUCCACCUUCAUUGGUUCUGAGCUUGCAGCUUACAAAUGCUUAAGGAAACUCAUUUCUCGUACUUCUGAAGCACAAAAGGACCAUCUCAAAUCUAUGCGGCGAUUUUAAAAAAACAAAGGGCUGUAAGAAACCUUAGCCAGAGAAGAAAACCACACACGCGCGCGAGCGCGACAGUACUUCAUGUGAGAGGAACAUUCCUCACUCAUUCCUUCCUAUUGGGAAAUGCCCUGGAAAUCUAAUCAACACUUCACUGAGGGUGAAGGUGGCUGAGCUGACACUCUAUCAGACGUUUGUGGGGCGUCUGCUGGACCUGAACAUCACCGUGCUAAAAAGGACAAUUCUUGACACAUACUUGCUUUGUCGGCAAGAGGUCGAUUGGAAACUUUAGCAGGUAAUAAAGUGUCGCGAUGUUAAUGAUCUUUUUGGAGGAGACCUGAAGGGCCAUCUUCUCUCCUAGUUUCUGCCCACUGCUUCGCUUGCCUGCCCUUUUCUCUCUAUAUCCCCCUGUACAGGUCUCAUCCGGUCUAACAUUUGGUUGGAAAAAAAUAAAAAAGCAAAUAUGCAUAAGU